AUGGCCUCUGUUUCAACGAAUCAAAAGGCAUCACGUCUUUACGAUGACAAGCCUGCGUUCAUCUACGGUACUGCUUGGAAGAAAGAUCAAACGAAGAGGCUGGUCAAGGAAGCUCUCGCCCAAGGCUUUCGUCGCGUCGACACAGCUGCACAACCACGGCAUUACCAGGAACCUUUGGUCGGCGAAGCGCUUCGUGAGGUGUUCUCUGAGGGCAUACUUGAACGAGGACAACUAUACUUACAGACAAAGUACACCACCCCUGCUGGCCAAGAUCUGACCAACAUGCCCUACAAUCCUGACGCGCCGUUGGAUACCCAGAUACACACAUCCGUCGCAUCAUCACUGAAGAACCUGCGAUACAAGGACGAGUCAGACGAUGCCUCAUACAUUGACUGUUUACUUCUGCACUCCCCACUGCCUACCAUUGACCAAACACUGCAAGCCUGGAAACUACUGGAGUCGUAUGUGCCCAACAGAAUUCGCAGUCUCGGUAUCUCAAACGUCACACUCCCCAUUCUUCAGGUCAUCUACGAGAAUGCCACAAUCAAGCCAUCGGUUAUUCAGAACCGUUUCUACCCUCAGACGCGCUACGAUGUAUCGUUACGCGCCUUCUGCCGAGAAAGCAACAUCAUGUAUCAGUCCUUCUGGACUUUGACAGGCAAUCCUUCUCUCAUAAGAUCCGAGCCCGUUGCUACGUUGGCUCAAGUAGCGGGUGUCGGACUGCCUGUCGCGCUUUACGCUCUUGUUAUAGACCAAGGAGUUGUGGUGCUAAAUGGGACUACUUCGAGUGAUCAUAUGCGGGCUGAUCUCGAGGGCAUUGAGAAGGUGCGUAACUGGGCGCUGUCGCAACCUAACAAGUUUGAGGCCAUUAGCGAGGCCUUUAAGUCACUGCUCGGAUGA
Alternaria rosae is the source of this 900-nucleotide messenger RNA. Its product is annotated as aldo-keto reductase-like protein. Gene Ontology annotation, molecular function: aldose reductase (NADPH) activity. Bases 1 to 900 code for a protein of 299 amino acids. Lineage: Eukaryota; Fungi; Ascomycota; Dothideomycetes; Pleosporales; Pleosporaceae. The record is from RefSeq and is a predicted model, not a curated record. Gene Ontology annotation, cellular component: cytosol. The transcript has 2 exons.